UUUUUCUCUGUGUGGUCUCAUUUGAUUAUAAUACCGGGAGCGCCUGGCCACAUUCCAUACAUAAUUAAUUGCCACUUUGGUUUUUAGAUUGCAGGGAGGCCAGCGUGGCUCUAAACAUUGUGCUUGCUUCCCAUCUUUAGAUUGUGUUCCACCCUGCCAGCUGAGUCUAAAGAACAUGAAGAGUGUUCCUGUGCCUUUAUUUUUAUUCUUUUCUAUUCUGUCUUCCACUGUCUCCCAAGUUGUUAUUCAUUAUACAAGCUCUGGGGGGACAUGUGGAGAUACUUGUGGGUAUCAUGGCUACGCUUAUACCUGGUGCAAGCAAAGUGGGGGCAAUGGGAAAGCUUGGGGCUACUGUUCCUUAGAAGAAGGCCUGGAAGCUUCAGGUAAACACUGUGCCUCAUCCUGCGAUUUCUGGGGCGGCUCUUACCGCUACUGCCACUUAAAAAAUGGAGGAUGGAACUACUGUGGAUUGCUACGCCAGCAGGACUUCUUUCCUGAAUAUUCCCAGGACAACAAUAUGUGUCUCAGUAGUUGCCGAGCAAGUAAAGGAUGUUUCCAAUGUGAUACGGCCCAUGGUACCCAGCGUUGCUCUCCAUUCCGCGAUGUAACUCCCUCUGGUUUGCCCUGCCAUGAUAACUACCGUUGUGGCAAAUUCGGACACGAUGUGUAUCGAUGCCAGAUAAAUAACAAUGAAAGCAACUGGGAUUCCUGUGGACGCAAGAGUCUGGAUAAGUGUGUAUGGUUCUACUCCCUGGCAGAGAUUUGCAUCCUUCCCAUCUCUCAGAAGGAAGGCCAGAUCAUCUUCCGUAGAGAAAGGAGGGCCAAUAUGCUGCCGCCCACCAAGGAGGAAUUCAAAAAUGCAGUCCACCUGAUUGACAAUAUAACCUCCAUCACAAGUCUCCCAGAUGUGAGGCCUCUGGCAACUGUGCAUCUGUAUAAGCAAGAGAGUAUCUUCUGUAAGGGCAUCAAUUAUACCAAUGUAGAGGUGAAGAUAGGCAGCGCCAAUGAAACUGUUCCCAUUGCGCAUGUCCUUGUUCCAGAGUUCCUGAGCUCUGUUGAGGUCUUACGCUUAGCAUUUUAUACCAGCCUCCAUAGCACCUUUUAUCAACCUGCAUAUACCAUUGCUGUCUCUAUUGGCGAACCAAUGUUAUGUUCACUGACUACCAGUGAUUACCCAGCCACCUUCUUUGCACCCUAGUGAUUGGUUUCACAUGCGUGCAGUUGCUGCUUUGCCAUGCUAUCACCAGUGUAUUCAUUUGCAGGCACUGCCCCUCCUCUUAUUGCAAUAUUGUGAUAGUUCCAAACCUUUCAAUUGCUUGGGUUAGGUCCUGCCUUAGUUGCCUUUUAGUUUCAGUCGUGUUUUCAGAGAAAUCAAGCUAACAGCUAUAUGUAUUGGUGACCACCUUAUUUACGCUCAGAAAGGGGCACACAACAGACAAGAGGUACCAGUGCUUUUUUUGUACUCUUUGUAACCUCCCAUAAUAACAUUCUUAUGGAAUUAAUAAAAUCUACUAUAGAAGCA
This is a messenger RNA of Rhineura floridana, 1522 nucleotides long. RefSeq lists its product as uncharacterized. NCBI's taxonomy places the organism in Eukaryota, Metazoa, Chordata, Lepidosauria, Squamata, Rhineuridae. The record is from RefSeq and is a predicted model, not a curated record. The transcript is spliced from 2 exons. Bases 176 to 1198 code for a protein of 340 amino acids.